AUGUCAGUAAUUCCGUAUAAUAAUGGGAAUAAAGAUGUACUAUAUCAUAAUCCAAAUGAUGGAGUUUUGGUGGUACAUGAUCGACAAGAAAAUACAAUUAGUUUGGUAUCCACUAUGACCCCUGAUACACGGUCUGAGAAUCAUAACAGACCAAGAACAUCAUCACAAUCAUUUACAAGUGACCAAUUCCCUCAUUCAUCAGGUCUUACCAAGUGUCCAAAUUGUGGGUUCACCUGGAACGAAUAUCCUAAUACCACUUCUGGAAGAAGGGGGUCGCAAUCAAGUGGAAGUUUGUUCAAUAUAUCAUUACCUAAAGAGUAUCUCUCACAAGGGUUUAUGCAUACAGAUUAUUUUAAACUAUUGGGGAAAAUACCUACUGCCGAAGAACGAACAACGAAACCAUCUAUUAGGAAUUCUCCAUUACCUGAUGGAAUUUUUAAUCAAGGAUAUUUCAAACGAUUUUUCAAAAAAAUCGAUCCUUUCACACUUGGGUCAGGGGCACACGCACAGGUUUACAAAGUAAAUCACGUGUUGAAUGACAUCAACUUAGGAACUUAUGCAGUGAAAAGAAUCAACGUGGGAGAUCAAUUUGAAUUUCUCGACCAGGUUUUAAAUGAAGUUUUAAUAUUAUAUGAAUUAUCAACAACCGCAGCCAAUGAGAAUAACUUGAUUCGGUACAACCAUGUUUGGUUAGAAAUGGGUGAAUUGGAUGAUCUGUCUGCAUAUUUCCUUCCCUCGUCCCUGCUGAAUGAAAAAUCAAGACAAACAACUGUCCCUUAUGUGUUUAUUUUGCAACAAUAUUGUGAUGGUGGUCAUUUAGAAGAUUUGAUCAAUAAUAAUUUUACCGUUGAAGAAAAUCUAACAUGGAAACAAAAGGUGGAACUAGAGCGGAAGAAGAGAAGAGCAGAGAAAAUGGGCCAACUGGACACCAAUAAACUGAAAUGGCUAACCACUUUUGAGAUUUGGAAGUUUUUUCAUGAUGUAGCAAACGGUGUUAAUUAUUUACAUAAAAAUGGUAUUUUACAUCGAGAUAUGAAACCAUCCAAUUGUUUAUUAGAUGUCAAGUACCGAAAGUUUGAAGAUCAUGUACAGAAGUUCUCAAGUUUGGAAGAAUUCGAAUCAAGAGUUUUUGAUUUGCCAAAAGUGUUGGUUUCUGAUUUUGGAGAAGGAAAGUUUAUCGAAAAACGACACAAUACUGCGUUGGAAAAGUUGACUGAUAGACAAGGGAAUACCGGUACUUUGGAAUUCACCGCUCCAGAAUUGUGGCUAUAUUCCAAUGAUCCAACAUUAGGUGGUGAUAGCAAGAAAUUUUUCAAUGAUUUUACAUAUCAAAGUGAUAUCUACUCAUUAGGGUUGAUUUUGUGUUAUUUGUGCAUUGGGAAGUUGCCAUUUUCUGGUAUUGUUAGAGACGAAAAUGAUCCACAGGAGGCAAGAAACAAAAUUUUGAAUUGGUAUUCUACAUUGACAUUUGAGUGUUUUAGUGAAUGGUUUGAAGAGCAAAUCAUCCAACGAGAGGGUAAAGUGGAUGACUGUAUGAGUGAUUUUAAAGAUUUAAUUUAUGUGAUGAUUAAGGGUGAUAAAACCAGCUCAGGAGGUUCUUCAGAUUCAAGAAUUGGAUCAAAGGAAGUAUUGGUACAAUUGAAUGAAAUCAAAUGGAAGAGGUUCAUUGAAUCUGAUGGUAUUAGAAACCGCACAUACAGUAGAGAAUCUGCCAACUUCAAUGAUACAGCUAUUAGAGAAGAAGAAGAGACAUUGAUGUUGUACAAACCAUACCAUACUGAGGUUGCCAUAGCUGAUGAUCAAAAUAGAUCAAAGCAAACAAUCGCCCAAGAUGACGAUGAUGAUGAUGAUGAUGAAGAAGACGUCGAGUAUGAAAAACUAUAUGAAUCUGAUCAUAUUAAUUUAACUGAAGAUGAACUUGAGGAUGAUGCGGCACAAGAUUUUAUUGAGAAUAUGACGACACUGAAUAAUGAAUAUCUUCAAUUGCAUAGAUACACGGCCGUUCCAUUCUACUGUUUCGAGUUGCUACUUUUAGAGUAUCUUUCAUACUUUUCUCCUAGUUUUAACAAAUCUAUGUUGAAGAUUGGAAUCUUUAUUUCAAUUGCAAUGGAUCUUGUCUUUGCUGAUCGAACUAAAAUUAGAACUGUCAUGUUCGUAUGUACUUCCAUGAUAUUGUCAAUUUUCCUAGCAUAUGAGCUUGGGCGUCCCGACAUUUAA
Messenger RNA from Candida tropicalis MYA-3404, 2217 nucleotides. RefSeq names its product protein kinase. Gene Ontology annotation, molecular function: ATP binding; protein kinase activity. Lineage: Eukaryota; Fungi; Ascomycota; Pichiomycetes; Serinales; Debaryomycetaceae. Bases 1 to 2217 code for a protein of 738 amino acids. The transcript has a single exon. The record is from RefSeq and is a predicted model, not a curated record. Gene Ontology annotation, biological process: protein phosphorylation.